Molecule: messenger RNA, 892 nt
Organism: Branchiostoma floridae (Florida lancelet)
Lineage: Eukaryota; Metazoa; Chordata; Leptocardii; Amphioxiformes; Branchiostomatidae
Product: ankyrin repeat domain-containing protein 13C-like
Exons: 7
Coding region: 1-591 (196 amino acids)
Cellular component (GO): cytoplasm
Source: RefSeq, a predicted model, not a curated record
AUGCAGGUUCACGCUCCAGAACUGACCACGGAGGGUCGGUCUUGUCAAGACCAGAUGGACCAGGUCCUGACCCCGAGAGAACAUCUGUCUGCUGAAGACUUAAAGAAGAAUAAGGAGCUGCUGGACAGUCUCAGUCGAGGAUUCUUUGUGGAAAACAGCUGUGAUCAGCCCUGUGUGAGGAGGGAGUCCAUCCAGCCCCCACCCCCCUCUCCUGUUAGCUGGGACGAGUACGUCACUGCACCCUCUGGAAGGUGGCCACACCUGGGCAGACCAAUGGUCAUCAAGGAGACCAGGAAGUCUCUCAAGGCAACUGUUGCCAUGAGUGAAGAGUUUCCUAUCAGACUAGACAGGCUGCUGGAUGUUCUGGAGAUCAUCGCUCCCUUUAAGCACUUCCUGAAGCUGAGAGAGUUCGUCCAGCUGAAGCUGCCGUCAGGAUUCCCCGUCAAGAUAGAAAUUCCAGUCCUCCCGACCAUCACAGCGAAGAUCACGUUUCAGGACUUCCAAGCGAGAGACUCCGACUUUUACCCAGAAUCCUUCUUCCUCAUCCCCAACAACUUCAAAGAAGACCCCAACAGGUUCCCUGACUUGUGAACACCUGUCACCCCUGUGGAGCAGUGGACCUGCCCAACAUCUGCCUUCUUCUGUCUCGAUCUGGACUGGUCCAUGUGUGGAAAAGGGGUGGUGUGCAUUUUAAAUCUUACCAAAAUCUACCAUUUUUCAAUUUCACAAUUUCUAACAUAAGGAUCUUGAAAACAUGUUAUUAUUAUUAAGUCCACCUUUAAAAUAUACAUACAAAAUUACUGAUGAAGCCAAAAUGUAUCCAAAAUGUUUGCCAAGUUAACAUGUGCAGAUGUGCAUUUUUAAUGGCACAGAAUUCUACCAUUGUUUUCGG